AUUUUUUUUUUUUUUUUGGGGGGGGGGGUAUAGGUAUACUUGCAAUUCUUGCAAGGUCAACAUAGCCACCAUCAAAUACACGGGAGACGAUUUACCCAAAAAAAAUUCCAGAUUCCUUCAUUUGACUUACUUAUAUUUACAUAAACUUAUAAAUUGGCAAAUAACUUCCCUGAUAUCUGUAAAGCGGGCCGACUUAUAUAUCGUUAAGGUCUCGCAUCGUAGAAAGUCUUAA
Molecule: messenger RNA, 232 nt
Organism: Vairimorpha ceranae
Lineage: Eukaryota; Fungi; Microsporidia; Nosematidae
Exons: 1
Source: RefSeq, a predicted model, not a curated record